Messenger RNA from Ictidomys tridecemlineatus (thirteen-lined ground squirrel), 1932 nucleotides. It is a transcript of the gene C3H21orf58, whose product is annotated as chromosome 3 C21orf58 homolog. Lineage: Eukaryota; Metazoa; Chordata; Mammalia; Rodentia; Sciuridae. The record is from RefSeq and is a predicted model, not a curated record.
AGGGGGCCACAGAAAUGAAGGGGUGACCUCCCUCCUCUGUUCCUCCAGGCUGUCUGAGGGAGGGGAUGCUAGAAGGGGGUGAGAAUUCUGUCCCUCUGGUCCCAGGGCUGCCCCUCUGUCUUCCAGUCAGCGCUGCCUAGCCACGCCUGCCAACCUGUGUUUACAGGUGACUCUGUUGGGGAAUACAAAACCUGGGAAGGAAACCUGGCAACAAGGGCCUCUCUGUCCUCCAAGCCGGCAACUGCCACACCACCCCAGGGCUGGCUCCGGACACAGCAGUCCAGGGGUGUGGGGUCGUUCUGCAUGUUCUCCUCUCAUCCUGAAGCCAGCCUCCAGGAGGUGGACCAGCCCACUUCAGGGAAGCCCUGCCACAACGCCAGGUGGCCCUGCUGCAGAUAUCUGAGGACCAGCUACAGAGUGUGGGCUGCGGCCUCCUGCCCUCCACAGUCACCUCACUCGUCCCCAUGAUGCUGGACUCAUCAGUGGCAGACCAGAUCACCCGCCUGACACUGAGUCUCUUGGAGCAGAAGCUGGAGCAAGAGCGAGAGAACAUGGAAGGGGACUCAGAAGGCUCUUCCUUGGUGCCAGGAAAGGAGGCCCUGCCCCACGCUCUGAGGAGGAGGAAGGACCUUCUACAGAGACUCUGGGAACAGCAGCUUCUAGAUGAGCACCCCCAGCCCCGCUGCUGGAGGGGGCCACCCGGAGGAGCCCACAGAUCAGCCCUGUACCCAGAAGUGCCUCCCGUGGGCAUCUACCAGGCUGCGUCUCCACCCCUGCAGGCCCCUGAGCCUCUGAGGAUCAUCCAGCACCCGGUUCCCCAGCCUCCUGCCACCAUCAUUCAGCAGCUCCCUCAGCAGCCACUCAUCACACAGAUUCCUGCUCCUCAGGCCUUUCCCACUCAAAGGUCAGGAAGCAUUAAAGAAGACAUGGUGGAGAUGAUGUUGAUGCAGAAUGCGCAGAUGCACCAGAUCAUCAUGCAAAACAUGCUACUCAAAGCCCUCCCACCUGCAGCAGGGCCUGGGGGACCACACACCCUGCAGCAGGACCUGCAGAGGGCACGCCAGGCCAUCCUGAGAGCCCAGAGGCAGAGGCCAGCCCCAGUGCACCAUCACCACCACUAUGCGCCCCCAGUCCCGCUGCAGGCUAGCCCCAUGCCUGGCACCCCUGUUGGUUAUUCCACGUGGCCUCCAGUGGUCACGGCCACAGCCCUCCCAGCGGCCAACAGCUUCCUGCCCACCAUGCGCCAUGUGGCUGGCCCCACGGUGGCAACGGACAGUGAGCUACCCCCACAGGCUCCAGGAAUGUGAGCCCCUUGCUCCAGCUUGGUAAGCACCAAGGUCUUUACCCUCCAGCGCCACUGGAAAAACCAGGUGAAUGCCUCACCCAGGUGAAACUAAAAUUUCGUCCGGAAAGAAUUCAAGAAAAACACAGUUCACGGUUCUCAAUAGAUAAAGAUUAAUAGCUUUAGCUACAUAAAAACCUAAACAUUUCCAUGAGGGAGACAUAAGAAAGUCAAAUUGGAGUGGGGGACGCAGCUCAGUGGUAGAGGGCCUGCCCAGCAUGCAUGAGGACUGCGUCUGAGCCCCAGCGCCACCUCUCACACUAACAUGGUGUGGGAAGGCCCGUUUGUCAUUCAUGUGAAGCAGUCUCCUCCAGUUCCCUUCAAGUUAAGCCCUACACAUGUGCAUAGGCUGCAGGCAGCACAGAUCUGCUCCACGGCUUGCCCAUCUCUGCAAAUCAAAAGCAAGUGCCUGAAGCUCCUUCUGCAGAGCCGGUGGGGGGAUAGCUCCUCUAGUGUGUUCCUCUGGGUCCUGUCACUGGUUCUUAUGUGUACAUGAUACCCGCACGCUUUACAGAAAGCUGUUUGUUACUCUUUUUGGUGGAAUUAUGUUCCCCUCAUGUUUCGAUGUUGUUAAAGUCUUGAUUUAAGUA